GACUUGACGUCGCUACGUAGCAACCGUUAUCGAUGCACACCACUCUUGCAUAAGAUAUGUAAAAAUGCAUUAUCAUUUUCGAAACGUUGCAAUGAACUGUGAUUAAGCAAUGGACAAGCGAAAUAGAGGACAGUCGAAAGCAAAUUGCCAUAUCAUAAAGCGAGCAAAUAUGACUUGUAAAGGAAAACCCCCGGAUACGCCGCUCGGAAAUAUAGCUGGCUUCAAACCGGUACUUUUUAAAGCGCUCAGCAAUUUUUCAUUGUUAAACUACGUUCUACGUGUCAUACACAAACGAGGCGACAAGAAUUAUCUUGCGCUUUUGACGGCGAAGACUGUAUUCAUGCAAACAUUUAAUACAUGUAGGCCCAUUCAACUUAAAAUGCCUUCUUCCAAUACAAACAAUUCGGCUCUUAAGAACGACACUGACUUUGACAACGACCAUCAAUCUCCUGCUAAUGAUUUUAAGAAGUAUGGUACCAUUGAGCACACGAAAAUCAUACGUCGCGAAAACGCGUUAAGGCGCAAAAGAUUGACAGAAAUUAUCAACAAAACUAGCGUACAAGCCAUUGAACUUGUUGACAAAUUAGAUACAAGAGCUAGCGAACAUCCGAACGACAUUGAAAUCUCUGCGGCGUACUCGUUGAGCUCUGUGAUUCUUACGCCAUACGAGAGACGUCUGUCGGAACAGCGGGACCACCCAAAACAUCUGCAGUCAGCGCCAUCUCAGCACACAUUUAAUGUUUUCCAAAAAGAAAAUGUUCAAUUCCACACUGAGCAAAGAAGUAGUAAAAGGCGUUGUCUUUCUUCAAUUUCAACACAUGCUCAUGGCGACACUUACAGCCUUUCUAAUGACGAGAGCGAGUUUGGAGACGCCAAGACGGAUAUAAAAGCAGCUGAUAAAAUUCAGCAUACAGAGAGGCCAAUAAAACAAAAGACUGAUAUGGACGUGAGAAAGAUCAGCUACAGACGACUGGCGUCGUGUCUGUUCAUGCCAUUCUGCAGACGAUAUCGUCUCGAAAUAUUCGUUGAAGAUGAAGAGAAUGAAUGCUUGACACCGCCGUUUAGAGCCAACGAAUCAAAUUGUCAAGCGGAUGAAAGUCUUCUGAAGAUGCGAACAAGACGUGGCGGGAUUGAUUUGACAUGCGAAAGCAAACGCCCAAAGAAGGGUUUAAGAACUGAUGAGGAAAAAAUUCAAUUCGGAAAUGAAGCCAGAAGCAAUGAAAAUCUAAUCGGGGUAAAAGAAACACAAAUGCGCUCUGACUGCUUUGAUGUAAAUACGCCGCCUCACAUGAACACGCGUGAAGAAGUCGAGUCGCAUACGUUUUCAACACAGAUGAGAAACACGCUUAGCGACAAUGAAAAAGACAAUAUUGAUGUUGACGAUCAUGCUGGUCGUACUAAGGAUUCGAACACGCAGCAGACAGAAGAGUCCGACAUUUCGGACUCAGAAAUCGAACCACAUGACGGUGCGAUUUUGUUUGACGUGGACCCCAAGAAGUACGGAUCCCUACAGCAUAUGAAGCAGAUAAGGAAGCAGAACAAAAUGAUGCAGGUGCGUCUACAGUCAGUCUCACACAGAAAGAACAUCUACGUAAAUCCACGCGGUACCUCGCCCGAGAGAGGUUUACGAAACCGACUGAUUUUUGCAAAGAUGCGCAAGUGUGUGGCGGACAAGUCUGCGAUUUUGCACCAUGGAGAUUCCACUUCUUGUAGCGUGACACAACACGGCGUUCCUCCGAAGACUGAUGUUACCAAUGCAGAUUUAACAGCGGCGCAUGAUAGUGGCGAACAGAUAAUGCCAGUUAACAGAAUUACAAAUAUUGGGAAAACUAAUGCGAGGAUAAAAAGUUCAAAACCAACGAACGCCGAAGCGUUAUGUCAAUCGCAUAUGAAUGACUCAAAUAAAAAGCAUCCAUCUUACUCCCCGAAAACACUUCUGAGACAAAGAAUCAAGAGCGCAAAACAAUAUGGAUCGGUUGCACACUACCAGAAGGUGAAAGAGGUGAACGCGUCGAUAAAGUCACGUGUCCAGAACGCCGCAACGAAGCUCCAGACGUGGCAACCAGUGGAAAAGAUGGAAUCCUUAACCAGUAACAUGUCAUCACAACUCGCAGACGGUACCACAGCGGGCAAACAAAAUUUGAAAUCAUGGAAACUAACGUCUCAAACGUUUUCGUUGAAUGGUAUGAAACGGCACUACCAGCAAGACCACUCGUCUGGGCAGUCGGAAUUCGAUGAUAACAAGAACAGGAAAACAAGAGCUCACCCUAACGUUACAGCCGGAUUACGCGAAACCACAAAAGAGAGAAGACAUACCGACAAGCUGUAACAUUGAAUUAUGUGAUGUGUUACAUCAAUAUUUAGUUUCUAAUAACGAAACUAUUGAUCAUCGUUAGAUAAUGUAAUGGCUUUGGUAGUUGCAUUAUUAAAUACUGAAUUUGCAAA
This is a messenger RNA of Dreissena polymorpha, 2445 nucleotides long. RefSeq lists its product as uncharacterized. Lineage: Eukaryota; Metazoa; Mollusca; Bivalvia; Myida; Dreissenidae. The record is from RefSeq and is a predicted model, not a curated record. The coding region runs from base 110 to 2329 and encodes 739 amino acids. The transcript is spliced from 2 exons.